This is a messenger RNA of Vigna umbellata (rice bean), 779 nucleotides long. RefSeq names its product transmembrane emp24 domain-containing protein p24delta7-like. The record is from RefSeq and is a predicted model, not a curated record. NCBI's taxonomy places the organism in Eukaryota, Viridiplantae, Streptophyta, Magnoliopsida, Fabales, Fabaceae.
UACAUGAACACUAUGUUUAAACUAAACCCACAACCCCAUUGGUUUUUUCUUCUGAUUUUUGGACUGUUUUCAUAUUCAGUUCAAUCACUGAGGUUUGAAUUGGAAUCUGGUCAGACCAAAUGCAUAACCGAAGACAUAAGGAAGAAUUCAAUGACAGUGGGCAAUUACAGUAUCAUUAAUCCCAAUGUUCAUCAACCCUUGCCUGAUUCUCAUACUGUCAGUGUUCGGGUGGGUUCACUGGAAGGGAGCAAUAUUUAUCACGAGAGUGAUCAUGUUCAGUCAGGACAGUUUUCCUUUGUGGCAAGAGAAAAUGGUGAUCACAUAGCAUGUUUCUGGGUUGGCCAUCAGAAACCCCAGGUAACACUCACAAUUGAUCUCGAUUGGAGAACAGGUGUUGCAGCAAAAGAUUGGUCUAAUGUUGCAAAGAAAAGCCAUGUAGAUGGAAUGGUUCGUCAGCUACAGAUUUUACAGGAAGUUGCCUCUUCCAUUCACGAGGAGACAGUUUAUCUUCGAAAACAAGAAGAAGAAAUGGAACUGCACAACUGGACAACCAACACCAGGAUAUUGUGGCUGUGCUUGCUUUCAUUUUUUGUCUGCAUGUCAGUAGCAGGGUUGCAACUAUGGCACUUGAAGACCUUCUUUGAGAAAAAGAAAAUCAUCUGAAAUUUUUUCAUUUCUUUUAUAUUGUGCUCAUAGCAUACCAGGGCAUCAGUUUAUAGCAUAUACACAUGUGAAGACCUCUAAGUUAUGCAAUAUUGUUCCUUUUAUUUUGUUGAAAA